Messenger RNA from Oncorhynchus nerka (sockeye salmon), 2154 nucleotides. Its product is annotated as serine/threonine-protein kinase Sgk1-like. The transcript has 9 exons. The record is from RefSeq and is a predicted model, not a curated record. Lineage: Eukaryota; Metazoa; Chordata; Actinopteri; Salmoniformes; Salmonidae. Gene Ontology annotation, cellular component: nucleus; cytoplasm. The coding region runs from base 159 to 1436 and encodes 425 amino acids. Gene Ontology annotation, biological process: protein phosphorylation. Gene Ontology annotation, molecular function: protein serine/threonine kinase activity; ATP binding.
ACUGGGUGGGUGUUUAAGACGGAUCGUUUCCGCGGACACGACUCUCUCUGUACGCAUGAAGUGGAGCAAUUGGUUCUAGGGCAACCAGCGUGUCUUCUCCACAACGGAGGUCUCUAUUUCAGCUGCUUUUCCCAAGUGGAUUUAUCUUCUUGUUCACUAUGGCUGUUACGGAGGCUCCAUGCGACUUGUCUUAUUGCAAGAUGAGGGGAAUCGUGUCAGUUCUCACUGCUUUUAUCAAGGAGAGGAAAAUGGGUCUGAAUGACUUAAUCUCGAAGCUGGUGUCAAACCCACAUAUCUGCCAUCACUCUGAUGUUGACUUCCUCAAGAUCGAUGAGAACCAGAAUGAAGAGCUGGACGAUGAUGAACUUCUGAAUCCGAUGUGCCUGGCGUUCCCCAGAAGCUCUCUAGCGGAGGAGUUGGCGAUCAAACCAAGUGAUUUUGACUACCUGAAAAUCAUUGGCAAAGGGAGCUUUGGGAAGGUGCUGUUGGCUCGCCACCGGGACAGCAACGAGUAUUACGCCGUCAAGGUUCUACAGAAGAAAAUCAUCUUGAAGAAGAAAGAGCAAAAGCAUAUCAUGGCGGAGCGAAGUGUCCUGAUGAAGAAUAUCAAACAUCCUUUCCUGGUGGGGCUGCACUUUUCCUUCCAGACUACUGACAAACUCUACUUUGUCCUCGACUACGUGAAUGGAGGAGAGUUGUUCUACCAUCUACAGAGAGAGAGGGUGUUCCUAGAACCCAGAGCCAGGUUCUACGCUGCAGAGAUCGCCAGUGCUCUGGGAUACCUCCACUCCCUGCAUAUUGUUUACAGAGAUCUGAAGCCUGAGAAUAUCCUGCUAGCCUCAACGGGACACAUCGUCCUGACAGACUUUGGCCUCUGCAAAGAGGGCCUGGCACCCACUGGAACCACCACAACCUUCUGUGGAACGCCAGAGUACCUGGCCCCCGAGGUGCUGCAGAAGCAGGCGUACGACCGCACAGUGGACUGGUGGUGCCUGGGAUCGGUGCUGUACGAGAUGCUCUACGGACUGCCACCCUUCUACAGUCGUAACACAGCUGAGAUGUACAACAAUAUCCUGAACAAGCCUCUGAUACUGAAGCCCAACGUGUCCAACUCAGGCAGGGAACUGUUGGAGGGGCUCCUGCAAAAGGACCGCACCAAGAGGCUGGGAGUGAAAGAUGAUUUUAUGGAGCUGAAGUGCCACACCUUCUUCUCACCCAUCAACUGGGAUGACCUGAUGGCCAGGAAGAUCACACCACCCUACAUUCCCUCCGUGAGCGGGCCCACGGACCUCAGGCACUUUGACCCAGAGUUCACCCACCUCCCUGUGACCUCGUCGCUGUGCAACACGGACGGCCUGCUGGUGACCAGCAGCAUCAAGGAGGCAGCUGGAGCCUUCCCAGGCUUCUCCUAUGGACCCGCUGACGGCUUCAUGUGAGGGACUCCUCUAUCUUCAUCACCUCUAUUGAUGAUGAGAGGGGGAUGGGAACAAAUAGAGACACAGGCAAGAGACAGGCACCAUGUACUGUAUGAGUGGUGUGGGAGGUGUUCAUGGUCUGUUAAUAAGACUCCUGAACAUGCCUGAGAGGAAAAGGUGGGGUGGGGGGGGGGUCUAGAACUCCAGAUCUCCUGGGAUUGUUGCAUGAGAGGUGUGCAUCACAUGGGACUCCAAUCUUCAAUACCAAUGACCCUACUUACCUGAUGCAAAGUGUGCCAAGGUGGGACGUUGUUUCGUACUACAGGGAGAAAGGACGUUUCUCUCUAAUCGCUGUGGACCACGACCACUGUCGGAAAGAAGAGUGAAGUGGCUGAAGUUUCACGGCAGCGAAAACCCGAGAGCAGUACUGCCCCCGACACGGCUAGGCUGCAUCAAACACAGACUGGAGAGGGCCCUGCCUUCCUGAUCAUUCUGUAUAUAUACUGAAGACUUACAUGUCACAAGGCAUUUGUUGUCGUUUGUUGUGUGAAUGCUGGAUUGCACUUGAGGCAUUAAGGGUGAUUGCAUUGUUUAAGCAUCCACUCUGUCUCAUGUUCAGCUGCAUAUCUGUUCACCCUCAAAAUCAUACUAUUGAUCUGUUCACCCUCAAAAUCAUACUAUUGAUCUGUUCACCCUCAAAAUCACAAUAGUAACAUCUGUUCACCAUCAAAAUAUAUUA